Molecule: messenger RNA, 6124 nt
Organism: Boleophthalmus pectinirostris (great blue-spotted mudskipper)
Lineage: Eukaryota; Metazoa; Chordata; Actinopteri; Gobiiformes; Gobiidae
Gene: gbf1
Product: golgi brefeldin A resistant guanine nucleotide exchange factor 1
Biological process (GO): regulation of ARF protein signal transduction
Molecular function (GO): guanyl-nucleotide exchange factor activity
Source: RefSeq, a predicted model, not a curated record
UGGCGCCCCGUGUACCUGCCGUUUCUGGACGCUCCUUUCCCCGCAGAAUGAAGCCUCCGUGCGGCCGCUGAAAGCCCCCGGAGCCGCCUACACCGAGCCGUGCCCCCGCGGAACACCCCUGCGCCCCCGGGACCCCGACACUCCCCGAGGAUUCACCCACAAACCGACACUUUGACCCGGGUUCGUUCACUGCGCCCCGGUUAGCCCCGUUAGCUCCGCGGGCUAAGCUAACGUUAGCAUCAGCUGGAGUCCAUCUUCCAAACACGAAAAGAUGAUGGAGAGGAGCGUGUACAUCGUUCAGGGGGAGGUGGGGCUGGUGGUCGGAGCCAUCAAGAGGAACUCCCGCUGGAACACGCACACGCCUCUGGAUGAAGAGCAGGAUCCUCUCCUGAACAGCUUCGCUCAGCUCAGAGACGUCCUCAACAACAUUAAAGAUUUGUCCGAGGUCGAGCCAAACGUUUUCCUUCGACCUUUUUUGGAAGUGGUUCGUUCCGAAGACACGACUGGACCAAUCACAGGCCUCGCCCUCACCUCCGUCAACAAGUUCCUCUCGUACGGACUCAUAGAUUCGAGUCAUGAAGCUGCAGCUGAGGCGAUCGAGAACAUGGCCGACGCCGUCACACACGCUCGAUUUGUCGGGACGGAUCCUGCGAGUGACGAGGUCGUCCUCAUGAAGAUACUACAGGUGUUGAGGACUCUGCUGCUCACUCCGGUCGGCGCUCACCUCACAAACGAGUCUGUGUGUGAGAUCAUGCAGUCGUGUUUCAGGAUCUGCUUCGAGAUGAGGCUCAGCGAGCUGCUGAGGAAGUCUGCAGAGCACACGCUGGUGGACAUGGUGCAGCUGCUCUUCUCCAGGUUACCACAGUUUAAAGAAGAAGCCAAAAGUUUUGUCGGUGCCAACAUCAAAAAGCUGAAGAUGAGAGCGGGAGGAAUGAGCGAAUCGUCCAAAUGGAAAAAACAGAAGCGUUCCCCUCGACCGGCGCAUCACAUGGUGCGGAGCCCGAGCGGAACCAUGGACCAAUCAGCUUUAAGCAACAACAACCUCUCAGCCGGGGUGCCGUUCCUGGACGGGGGCUCCGCUCCUGCCGCCCUGACGUCCUCGGAAAGCGCCGGCUCCGUCUCCAGCCCCUCGGACAGCGGAGUGGACUCCUGCUCCAAGACCCCGUCCAGAGAAGAUCUGUCAGAACUGGACCAGAACAGCACCAGCCAGAGCCCCAGCCACCCCCACUCUGACCCGGGGACGGGGGACGCACAGGUUGACCCCGUGAGUUCGGUCCAGUCGGCGUCUGUGGAGUCGAUCCCUGAAGUUUUAGACGACAACACGUCUGUGUCCGACACGUCGUCCGUACACGACAUGGACUAUGUGAACCCACGAGGAGUCCGCUUCACCCAGUCCAUGCACCGCGACGGUGCGUCCCUGAUCCCGUACGGUCUGCCCUGUCUCCGGGAGCUCUUCCGGUUCCUGAUUUCUCUGACGAAUCCUCAUGACCGUCACAACACGGACGCCAUGAUGCACAUGGGCCUCCAGCUCCUCGCCGUCGCCCUGGAAACCGCCAACGUCGCCCACUACCAGAGUCUCCUCCUGCUGGUCAAAGACGAGCUCUGCAGGCAUCUGUUCCAGCUGCUGAGUGUGGAGAGGAUGAACCUUUACGCCUCGUCGAUCCGCUGUUGUUUUUUGCUCUUUGAGUCCAUGAGGGUCCACCUCAAGUUCCAGCUCGAGAUGUACCUGAAGAAGUUGAUGGACAUCAUCACGUGUGAGAACGUGCGGAUGCCGUAUGAGAUGAAGGAAUUGGCUCUGGAGGCCGUGGUGCAGCUCUGGAGGAUCCCGAGCUUCGUCACCGAGCUCUACCUCAACUACGACUGUGACUAUUACUGCAGUAACCUGUUUGAAGACCUGACCAAACUACUGUCCAAGAACGCCUUCCCCGUGUCUGGGCAGCUCUACACCACUCACCUUCUGUCUCUGGAGGCUCUGCUCACCGUGAUCGACAGCACUGAAGCUCACUGCCAGAACAAGACGCCCGGCGGCAGGACCGAGCAGGGGCAGGAGCAGAGACAGGAGCAGAGACAGGAGCAGAGACAGGUGCAGGAGCAGGGACAGGUGCAGGGACAGGUGCAGGACGGAGGCGACGCCGGUCAAGAGAAUCCCGAGACCAACGAGCUCCAGAGGAUUACCCCAAACGGAGGCUCAGUGAACCCCGCUCACAGUGACCCGUCCCUGGGGUACCCUCCCACCAGCGGCCCCCUCAUGGCCGACAAGAUGAGGCUGGGGAGGUCGGACCAACAAGACCCAGAUCCAGGUGAGAAGAAAGUCCAGAAGAAACCUCACAGGUUCUCGUCGUGUUUGCCGGAGUCUCAGGAGCUGCUGGAGAUCAGGACCAAGAAGAAGGUGAGAAAAACACUGAAAUAUUUAUAUAUCGUAUUUAUAUAUUUAUAUAUAUAUCGGUCUGCUGUAUCGAUAUAUCGCCAAGAGGAUUCUUCAGAACAUCAAUUUAAGAAAAACCUGAAGGGAGUGAACGGAAACAAAGACUUCGACCAGGACAUGUUAGAAGAUAUUUACAACGCCAUCAAGACGGAGGAGAUCGUGAUGCCGGAUGAACAGACUGGUUUGGUGAAGGAGAAUUACGUGUGGAGCGUGUUACUCCACCGGGGGGCGUCGUCCGAGGGCCUGUUCCUGCGAGUUCCUCCCGGUUCCUAUGACAACGACCUUUUCUCCAUGACCUGGGGCCCGUCCAUCGCCGCGCUCUCCUACGUCUACGACAAGAGCCUGGACGAGAGCAUCCUGCAGAAGGCCAUCACCGGCUUCAGGAAGUGCGCGUCGAUUGCUGCUCACUACGGCUUCAGUGACGUGUUCGACAAUCUGAUCAUCUCCCUCUGCAAGUUCACCACCCUGAGCAGCGAGUCGGUGGAGAACCUGCCUACGGUUUUCGGGAGUAACGCCAAAGCUCAGACGGCGGCGAAGACGGUUUUUGACCUGUCCCAUCGCCACGGCAACAUCCUGAGAGAAGGAUGGAAAAACAUCAUGGAAUCUAUGCUCCAACUGUUCAGAGCCGAACUACUGCCCAAGGCCAUGCUCGAGGUGGAGGAUUUUGUGGAACCAAAUGGAAAAAUCUCCCUCCAGAGAGAAGAGACGCCUUCAAACAGAGGAGAGUCGGCCGUGUUGAGUUUCGUGAACUGGCUCACGCUGAGCGGAGCUGAACCUUCAGGACUCAGAGGACCUUCAACGGAGAACCAGGAGGCCAAACAGCAGGCGCUCCUCUGCAUCAAGACGUGUGACCCGGAGAAGCUCAUCACUGAGAGCAAGUUUCUGCAGCUGGAGUCUCUGCAGGAGCUCAUGAAGGCUCUGAUCUCCGUGACUCCAGACGAGGAGACGUACGACGAGGAGGACGCGGCCUUCUGUCUGGAGAUGCUUCUGCGGAUCGUUCUAGAAAACAGAGACCGUGUGUCGUGCGUGUGGCAGACGGUCAGAGAUCAUCUGUACCAGCUCUGUGUCCAGGCCAACGACAGCUGCUUCCUGGUGGAGAGAGCAGUGGUGGGACUCCUGCGUCUGGCCAUAAGACUCCUGAGGAGAGAAGACAUCAGCGCCCAGGUGCUGGUGUCUCUGCGUCUUCUGCUCAUGAUGAAGCCUCAUGUUCUGAGCAGAGUGAGCAGAGAAGUUUCCUACGGCCUCCACGAGCUCCUCAAGACCAACGCCGCCAACAUCCACAGCACCGAGCACUGGCACACGCUCUUCACCCUCAUCGAGUGCAUCGGCGCCGGGGUCCGAGCGCCCGCCAGCUUCAGGCUCCAGGCCACCUCCAGCGACCACGACACGGGCGCUCAGUCGGACAGCGAGCUCUCGUCUCACUCUCACUCUGAGUUGGUCGAUCGCGGUUACACGUCCGACCCCGAGAUCUACAACGAGAACAACAAGCCCCGCCUCCCGCGCUCCACCACCGACACCGACGUGAGCAGCGGCUGGCUCGUGGUCGGUAAAGACGACCUGGAGCUAAAACCGCCCGUGAACCCAAAACCAGACUCUAAACCAGACCCAAAGCCUGUUCUGGGUCCUGUUCUGGGUCCGGGUCCGGGUCUCGGUCCAGGCCCGGGUCUGGCCCCGAAGGCGGAGGUGAGGCACGCGUUGGUGAAUCAGUACAGUCUGACGGUGGGACAGGACCUGGGCCAACACGACACCAAGUCUCUGCUCAAGUGUGUGGAGACUCUGUCGUUCAUCGUGAGGGACGCGGCUCACGUCACCCCAGACAACUUUGAGCUCUGCGUGAGGGCCAUACGAGUGUUUGUGGAGGCCAGUCUCAACGGAGGCUACAGAAACCACGACAAGAAGAAGAGCCAUAAAUACGACUCGUCCAAAUCUCGUCUGAGGAAGAAAAACGGCGGCCGUGAGAAGGAAACAGGAAGCAGCGCUCGCAGAGGCAGCGGCAGGUCGACCAAUCAGAGGCCGUCUCGUUCCCAUAGCGAUGAGGAGGAGGACGAGGGCGUCCCCGCAAGUUACCACACGGUGUCUUUACAGGUUAGUCAGGACUUGUUGGACCUGAUGCACACGCUCCACACUCGAGCCGCCAACAUCUACAGCUCCUGGGCUGAGGAACAACGCCACCUGGAGGCCGAGGGCAGGAAGAUCGAGGCCGACUCCCAGACUCUGUGGAGCAGCUGCUGGUGCCCCCUGCUGCAAGGUAUCGCCUGGCUCUGCACUGACGCCCGUCGACAGGUGCGCAUGCAGGCGCUCACCUACCUGCAGAGGGCGCUGCUGGUCCACGACCUGCAGACCCUGGACGCAGCCGAGUGGGAGUCCUGCUUCAACAAGGUUCUGUUUCCUCUCCUCACCAAACUCCUGGAGAACAUCAGUCCUGCAGAUGUGGGCGGGAUGGAGGAGACGAGGAUGAGAGCCUGUACACUACUGUCCAAGGUGUUCCUCCAGCACCUGUCGCCCCUGUUGUCCCUGCCGACCUUCGCCGCCCUGUGGCUCACCAUCCUGGACUUUAUGGACAAAUACAUGCACGCAGGCUCCAGCGACCUGCUGCUGGAGGCCAUCCCAGAGUCCCUGAAGAACAUGCUGCUGGUGAUGGACACGGCUGGGAUCUUCCACAGCUCCGACUCGGGCUCCGGAUACUCGGACCUGUGGAGCAUCACGUGGGAACGAAUCGUGUGUUUCCUGCCGCACCUGAAGGAGGAGCUCUUCAAACAGACCGUCAUCCCAGAGCCUGUGCCGGGGCCCCCUGUCGAGCCCGCCGCACCCGCCGCACCUGUCAGACCUCCCUCUCCCCAGACACCUCCUCCCGCUCACCCCCCCUCCCCCUCCCCCCUCCCGCCCUCACCCCCCCCCAGUCAGAGCCCGAGCAGACCGGCGUCGCCACAAGAGGGCGCCACCGCCAACCGUAAGAGCACACACCGGGCCUCGUCGACUCCGCCCUCGGCUCAGACUCAGCCCCCUUCCUCUUUUAGCCCCUCCUCUUCGUCCCUAAACCCCGCCUCUUCCUCAUUAGGCCCCUCCCCUCUCAUCCUGCAGCCACUCGCGUCGCCGCUUCAGGUCGGAGUCCCGCCCAUGUCCCUGCCGAUCAUCUUAAACCCCGCCCUCAUCGAAGCCACAUCCCCGGUCCCUCUGCUGCCCCCGGCGACUCGCAGCGGCGCCGCGGCUCCCGACGACGUCAAAUGACACUCAAAAACUACAAAGAACUACAAACAUGGCCGACGCAGGAAGUCACAGCUGCAGGAACGACUUGACAAAACUUAAGGACUACAAAUAUGGGGGAGCUCUGAAAACUACAGAAAUGGCGACUUUUAAGAAGACGAGAACUGAUCAAACUGAAGAUUAUCAAAAUAAAUUAUAACGGACAUUAACAAAUACGUUUUAAAACAUACUGAAAAACUACAAAAAUGGCUGCCACAGAAAGAUAGAGUGAAACUACACAACAAAACCUGCACGUUUUAUGACAAAUAAUCCAAUAUUUCGAUCUAAAAACACAAAAUAGUUUCAAGUUUUAGUCCAAAUUACACCAGUGUUUAUUUUUUAUUUAGUUGCCAAAUCUUGAAAAGUGUUUUUUUUUUCUCUUAAAAUGUAAAAAUGUGUGAGAAUCAGAAACACCGGGACAAAUGUGAAAUAAAUCGAUUCAUUUUUAGAAUUUAA